AUGAAAGAAAUGUAUUUGACUAGUGUUAAUUUGUUCUGGAAGCAAGUUCAAACGGAUGAGGAAGUUGCUGUUGCACUGGCUGAAUAUCAGCGCAAACGAGUUUACAUCGAUUUAAAAAUGAGCGCAGUUGAGAGCUAG
Ambispora leptoticha is the source of this 138-nucleotide messenger RNA. The record is from the annotation of a GenBank genome assembly. Lineage: Eukaryota; Fungi; Glomeromycota; Glomeromycetes; Archaeosporales; Ambisporaceae.